CGGGUCGCUGGUGUUAGUGCCAUCGCGCACCUUCAUCGUCGUAGCACGUGAAAUAUUAAAUGAAAGUCGAAUCUGGUUCCUGCUCUCUCGCGGUGUGUAAUAUCGGGAACAUUUUCGUUUGAAUAAGCCCCGUUUAGUUCGCGGUAACAGGCCGACCCCCAGGUCCGCCCGCGUACCCGUGAAGCAGUGAACAACAGGAACACGCACGAAAUUGUGCAGUGCUAAAGUGCACGAAAAUUGCGAAGAAAAAAAAAGUGUUACACGAACAGCGAGUGGCAGACGUCGACGACUUUGCGGAAAAGGUUGAACAAGAAGAAGAAAAUUGCCACACACAGGAUUCUCGCACGACAUAGAGAUUCGUCAUUCCGCGCAGGGACAAAAGACUGGAAAACGCGAAACAACCACACCAAGUUCGGGUUCUAGUAGACGCGGGUUCAAAGCUAGAAGGCAGCGCACACUGAGAUUUGUUACGAGCCGAGAGAUAUCCGGAUUGGAAGGCGUUGUGUGUCCCCUCCAACCAUCCAUCGAACCAAAGCUGCUGGCCUUCGCAACAGCAGCAGCAUAAUUGUCAACGUAGCAACUCAGAGUGCCCCACAAGAAGAGUACACUUGGCCACGACCAGUGUACAGUGCAGAGCACACUUGGAUAUCACCAAAUCUAGCGUAGACCACUAGUCAAAGGACAUAAAAGAAGCUGCCGAUCUAAUUGUAACCGCAUACUGCCACACACACUCACAGUCCGGAAAUUGGUGCCACGAAAUCCCUGCCAAGUGAAACUUGAAACGUGUUUCAUCUGAUUUUAUUUGUAACGUCUUUUAUUGGUUCUUAUUGGCGACAAAUACCCUCAAAGCGAUGUCGGACACGGCAGAGCCGGUCGUUGCUGACCAGCAACCGGAGGACAACAACAACCAAAUCGAUCUGAUCGAUACGGCGGUGACCAAGCUUACGCUCAACGGAACGGCCACGGACCACGACGAACAGCAGUCUCACAACAACAGCAACGAGGAAAAUGAGGACAACAACAACCAAACUGCUGAGAGCAAUACGACUGCCGCCGCCGUCAACAACAACGAUGCUGCUGGCCACAAAUCGAUAGGAAUCCGCAUCCGUCGCACUUCGGAGAAGCUGCUCGGCGAGGAAACCGGCGGCCGGAAGAAGUAUUCGCUGGAUCAGCUGCUGUCGCUCAAGGAUACCACAAUCAGCCGGGAGAAGCCGACGACGAUACCGGACGUGUGCAGAUCGAUCCUCAAGUCAUCCCACAACCCGUCGUCGAUGAUGAGCAAGAACUUUGGCAACCAGGACAACUCGCUGCUGCCGACGUUCAUGAGAAGUGGAGCCGACGGAGGUGGUGGCGGUGGUGGCAUGGGCGGUGGCAUGAUGGGAAGCCGACCGCCGCCGAUGAGACGAGCCCCGUACCAGGGUCGACUGUCCGAGAAGGCAAUGCGCUCGUCGGACGACGUGGACGGUGGCAUGAUCAAGGUCAACCUGAACAUUACCGAGGAGGUUAAGCUGCGCGAAUCGGCCAAUGCAUGGAGACCUCGCUUCCUGCAAAAGCAGGAGGAAGCCCUCGACGAGGAGAGCAAGAAAACUAAGGAACUGUUUAAAAAAUUCCGUAGCGUGCUGAACAAGCUGACGCCGGACAAUUUCUCCGCGCUGGUCGAACAGGUCAAGGCGUACGAAAUCGACACCGAAGAGCGGUUGGAUGGAUGCAUCAAGAUUCUGUUCGAGAAGGCCAUCAUGGAGCCGAACUUUACCGACACUUACGCGCAGAUGUGCAAGGAGCUGGGAACGAUCAUCAAGAUCGAAACGAGCGACAACAAACAGCCCAACUUUAAGCGCAAGCUCAUCACCCAGUGUCAACGCGAGUUCGAGAAGCACCACACCGACAAGGAACAGAUCGAGGAAAAUAAGAAGAAGGCCAAGGAGGAUGAAAAAUCGGAAGAGGCCGAGGAUCUGCAGUACGAGCUCGAGGAAAAGGAGGUCAAGAUCCGAAGACGUGCCCUCGGAACGAUCCGCUUCAUUGGAGAACUGUUCAAGCACGAACAGCUCACCUGUAAGAUCAUGUACACUUGUAUUAACAUUUUGCUCAGCGAAGACAUGCUGGACGAGGAGUCGCUCGAGUGUCUGUGCAAACUGCUGACCACGAUAGGUGGCCGCAUGGAGAAGGACCCGGUGCAGGACUCGCAGGGACUUCAGUACUGCUUCGAGAAGUUGCAGGAAAUCGCCGACAAGAAAUCCACCCUGCAAGUCUCGAACCGGCAUCGCUUCAUGAUCCUGGACCUGAUGGAUCUGCGGAAAAACAACUGGCAACCGCGUCGUGCCCAGGCCGCACCCAAAACUAUGGACGAAAUCGCCAAGGAGGUCGAAACCGAGGAGAACAAGAACCGCAUCCUGAGCUUCAACCUGGGCGGUGGCGGCCGCGGCGGCGGUAAUCGCCAGGACAACAACGAUCGACACCGAGGCGACGGCGGCAGCGCGUCCAAGAACAAGCGCUUCGUCGAUGACGACGGAUUCGUGCAGCCAAUGUCGAACAAAACGGCACGUCCGCUGCCCCAGACGUUCGAUCCGAAGAAGCUGAACCUGACGCCCAAAUCGCCGGACGUGACGCGCCUCGGAUCGGCCUCGAUGUUCCAGGGUUGGGGCAAGAACAACGCAUUUGCAUCGCUCACGGACGACCAGCAGCAGCAGCAGCAGGGUUCGGUUCCGCCGCCGAGCUUCUUUGGCAGUUCUGGUCCGGGCGGGAGCAGCAGCGGCGGAAGCAGCAGUAAAGGCGGAAGUGGUGGAGGCGGCGGCGGUGGUUACGGUGGAGGGAAUAAAAAGUCUGGUGGAGGAGGCGGAGGCGGAGGAGGAGGUGGUGGUGGCGGGCGGGACGGCAAGAAGCCGUACUACCAUGGCAGGAACAGCAGUCGCUUCUGAUAAUGAGUUUCCCCGCGGGAUGCAUUACGAGCGUGAUUGAAUCAACAAACAACAGACUGUUGGACGGUUUCUUAUGGUUUAUUAUUUUUUAGAAAUUAUACGUUUAUAAUAUUUUUUUGAGGGCAGAAGUUGAAAGUGUUUCUUUUUUUGUAAUAUUAGAAAUGGAUCUUCCACGAAAUGUUAUGCCAUCAGAGAGAAAAAAAAGAGAGAAAGAGGCGGUGUGGGUGGAGAUCUAACCGAACGCGAUCACACUCCUGUUAACAAAAUCUGCUUUUGCUUUCCGUUACACGAUUAACAGUUAUUUUUCGUACGGUUAAAUUUACGUUGCAUCUUUAACUUUAAUAGGAUUUUUGAACUGGAUUGUGCGGGAGUUUAACUCAUAACAUAUAUUAAUAGAAUAUUCAAAUAAAACACGGUAUAUUGAACAGAACUCACAGUUACGUAAUGGAGCCUCACAGAUGAAAAAACUCAUUCACAAGGACUAACAAGAAAAAGAGAAGAAGUGAAAAACAAACAGCCAAUAUUACUAACUAAAGUUCCUUUUGCAAUAAAUAGUGAACCGUGCUGCAUAUUCCAAAAUGAAUGCAAAAACGCAGCAGCGGAUUACGGAAAAAAGUGACACACACCAAGUGAACUGAUAUCAUUGCAGCGGAAAUGACUUUGAAAAAAAUAAACAGCAUAAAUAAAAGUGGAGAUUAAUGAAGGAACGAUUGAUUAAGCACAGGACAGGUAAAACAUGAAUUAUAGUCAAGUUAUUCUAAUCGUUUAAUGAACUUAUUAAGAGAGACAAUGGAUUGUAAAAAAAAACACACACACACACAUAACUUUAGUAAGUUCCAAUGGCCUUCCAAUCAUCCCCAACCCUUCCCGCAAUAAAAAAAGAAGAACCUAACAAUCGAUGGUUGACGAUAACUUGUGAGGAUUGUGGGCAAAUUGACACACACACAGCCAGCCAGCGUGCAAAAGGAUAAUGGAAAACUUAAAAACUAGGAAAUUGAUAUUACAUAAAAUGCAAGUAAACACACACAACCAUACGAUCGCGCGUGCAUGCUCACCACGGCAGACACGUUGAUGAAUUAAAAUGAAAUAAAAAUUGACAGCGAGAGAAAGAGAGAGAAAGUUAUGGGAAAAGCGGUGGUGUGAGCUGUAAGGCACAGCAGCUUUACAGGACAAUUAAUCCAGAUGAAUCGCAAAUGAAACAUGUACUAGGUAAUCAAUUUUAAUUAUAAUAAAAGCAAAAUAACACUUUAUAGCAACCAAUAUAAUGGAGAGCGGAGAAAAAUAAAACCCUUCACACACACUGUGGAAUAUAAAUAGUUGGUAAACGUACAAGGAACCAGUCUUGUGUACUUUUUUCAGACCUACAUAUUUAAAUGUGUAAGCAAGUUAGUAUAUAAAAUGACAAAACAAAAAAAACACGCAAAAAAAAUGAAUCCGUUAUCCUAAAACUCAA
Molecule: messenger RNA, 4368 nt
Organism: Culex pipiens pallens (northern house mosquito)
Lineage: Eukaryota; Metazoa; Arthropoda; Insecta; Diptera; Culicidae
Product: eukaryotic translation initiation factor 4 gamma 3-like
Exons: 3
Coding region: 852-2915 (687 amino acids)
Cellular component (GO): eukaryotic translation initiation factor 4F complex
Molecular function (GO): translation initiation factor activity; mRNA binding; protein binding
Source: RefSeq, a predicted model, not a curated record